AUGUACGCCCCUGUCGGCGAGGGCCACGGCAACCAACAAUCAUCCCUGAUCAAUCCAUGGUGGCUUCAUCCGCCAGCUGGACGAACUGUUGGGCACGAGCGCGAUCAAGAAGGAAAAUACCUACUUGAAGGUGGCAGAGACAGGGGUGGAGAAGGUCACGGGGUCGGGCCUAGGGGUGGCAUCAUGGACUCUCAUCAGCACCAGUUCUGUCUCAAGUGGAAUAGUUUCGGUAGCAACUUAGCGACUGCGUUCUCGAAUUUGUUCAAAAGCGAGAGUCUCACCGAUGUCACCCUAUUCUGCGAGGGAGUAACGUUCAAGGCACACAGGUUAAUCCUCGCAGCAUGCAGCAAGCACUUUCAGGAGCUCUUCGAAGGAAUGCCUCCUUCUCCCGCGGGACUGAUCGUUAUUCUCGACGGGACGAGUGCCCACAAUAUGGCGUCCCUUCUCGAAUUCAUGUACCGUGGAGAGGUACAUGUGUCCCAGGAAUCCCUCAGCUCUUUCCUCAAAGCAGCCGAAUGCCUUCAAGUAAAAGGUCUGUCCAUCGAGCACGAGAAGCUGGCAGUAGCGCAGAGGCACGCCGCGGAGAACAAUAACUCGUCGACGGACGCCGGGGGUGGCGGUGGUAGCGGCGGCGGCGGCGGCGGCGGCAGCGGUGGUAGCAGUAACGGCGCUGGCGAGAGCGGAAGUGGCGCGAGCGGAAACGUCGGUGGCAGCGUGAGCGGUAGCGUGGGCGGCGGUGGUAUCAGUGGCGUCGGCGGCGGCGUCGGUGAGGUGAGCGACUUGAGCGAGGCUGGUGAGGCAACCAUGGUGAGAAACACCAUGAAGAGGACCCACACGCCGUCGCCCGUCUCUGCCUACCCCGUGCCCAGCCUCUACACCACUACCUCUCACUAUUACGAAAACCCGCCGAAAAGGCUGAUGAGAUCGCCCAGCGACGUCGAUACCCUAGGAAGGGCAAGCGUGCUGCGCGAUGGCACCGCCUUCCGGCCCGCAUCCGCGCCACAUCCGCUGCUCAUGGAGAACCACUUCUAUCAGCCGUUCAUCCAUCCUUCAGAAACGCCCGCGCAUCCCCACACAGCACCGCACACACCAACGGAAUUGGAACAGGAAUUGGAACGAGCGAGGUCCGAGGAACGCGAUCUCAAGGAAAGCGUGGCUGAAGAUCUUCGAAUAAAGCAAGAACCGGUGGCGCUGACCGAUCGGGAGAGGGCAGAAAAAUUGGCGGAAAGAUUGUCAGGCGAAGUUUAUUCCGGUGGAAGGGGGUUCGACGGUGGUCAUUACGGUCCAAAUUCGGAUCACGUGCAUCAUGGGGGGCAGAUGGGCCACGCCAUGGUGCCUUUGCCACCAGCUCAUCCACCGACUCCUGAUCUCAGUCCUGCACCCACCACCCCCGCUAUGUGGAACACGAAAAUCAACAAGGCUGGCACUGUCUCCACUCCCGAUGGCAAGAAGCUAAAAUGUCCGUUCUGCGAAAGACUGUACGGCUACGAGACGAAUCUGCGCGCUCAUAUACGGCAGCGUCACCAGGGCAUUAGAGUGCCGUGUCCAUUCUGUUCACGGACGUUCACACGGAACAACACUGUCAGACGGCACAUUGCACGGGAGCACAAAACCGAGCUGAAUAUGAAGGCCUUCCAACAGUCGAAUCACUCGAUGUCGGACACGGUGCCACAGUAA
This is a messenger RNA of Habropoda laboriosa, 1677 nucleotides long. RefSeq names its product zinc finger and BTB domain-containing protein 3 (gene chinmo). The transcript is spliced from 7 exons. Bases 1 to 1677 code for a protein of 558 amino acids. Lineage: Eukaryota; Metazoa; Arthropoda; Insecta; Hymenoptera; Apidae. Gene Ontology annotation, cellular component: nucleus. Gene Ontology annotation, biological process: regulation of transcription by RNA polymerase II. Gene Ontology annotation, molecular function: protein binding. The record is from RefSeq and is a predicted model, not a curated record.